CCCCUCUUCCCUCUUCCCACACCGCCCUCAGCCGCUCCCUCUCGUACGCCCGUCUGAAGAGGAAUCGAGCGCGGAACGCAUCGAUAGCUCUGCCCUCUGCGGCCGCCCGGCCCCGAACUCAUCGGUGUGCUCGGAGCUCGAUUUUCCUAGGCGGCGGCCGCGGCGGCGGAGGCAGCAGCGGCGGCGGCAGUGGCGGCGGCGACGGUGGCGGCGGCUCGGCCAGUACUCCCGGCCCCCGCCAUUUCGGACUGGGAGCGAGCGCGGCGCAGGCACUGAAGGCGGCGGCGGGGCCAGAGGCUCAGCGGCUCCCAGGUGCGGGAGAGAGGCCUGCUGAAAAAUGACUGAAUAUAAACUUGUGGUAGUUGGAGCUGGUGGCGUAGGCAAGAGUGCCUUGACGAUACAGCUAAUUCAGAAUCAUUUUGUGGACGAAUAUGAUCCAACAAUAGAGGAUUCCUACAGGAAGCAAGUAGUAAUUGAUGGAGAAACCUGUCUCUUGGAUAUUCUCGACACAGCAGGUCAAGAGGAGUACAGUGCAAUGAGGGACCAAUACAUGAGGACUGGGGAGGGCUUUCUUUGUGUAUUUGCCAUAAAUAAUACUAAAUCAUUUGAAGAUAUUCACCAUUAUAGAGAACAAAUUAAAAGAGUUAAGGACUCUGAAGAUGUACCUAUGGUCCUAGUAGGAAAUAAAUGUGAUUUGCCUUCUAGAACAGUAGACACAAAACAGGCUCAGGACUUAGCAAGAAGUUACGGAAUUCCUUUUAUUGAAACAUCAGCAAAGACAAGACAGAGAGUGGAGGAUGCUUUUUAUACAUUGGUGAGAGAGAUCCGACAAUACAGAUUGAAAAAAAUCAGCAAAGAAGAAAAGACUCCUGGCUGUGUGAAAAUUAAAAAAUGCAUUAUAAUGUAAUCUGGGUGUUGAUGAUGCCUUCUAUACAUUAGUUCGAGAAAUUCGAAAACAUAAAGAAAAGAUGAGCAAAGAUGGUAAAAAGAAGAAAAAGAAGUCAAAGACAAAGUGUGUAAUUAUGUAAAUACAAUUUGUACUUUUUUCUUAAGGCAUACUAGUAAAAGUGGUAAUUUUUGUACAUUACACUAAAUUAUUAGCAUUUGUUUUAGCAUUACCUAAUUUUUUUCCUGCUCCAUGCAGACUGUUAGCUUUUACCUUAAAUGCUUAUUUUAAAAUGACAGUGGAAGCUUUUUUUUUCCUCUAAGUGCCAGUAUUCCCAGAGUUUUGGUUUUUGAACUAGCAAUGCCUGUGAAAAAGAAACUGAAUACCUAAGAUUUCUGUCUUGGGGUUUUUGGUGCAUGCAGUUGAUUACUUCUUAUUUUUCUUACCAAUUGUGAAUGUUGGUGUGAAACAAAUUAAUGAAGCUUCUGAAUCAUCCCUAUUCUGUGUUUUAUCUAGUCACAUAAAUGGAUUAAUUACUAAUUAUAACUUCAGUUGAGACUUUCUAAUUGGUUUUACUGAAACACUGAGGGAACACAAAUUUAUGGGCUUCCUGAUGAUUCUUCUAGGCAUCAUGUCCUAUAGUUUGUCAUCCCUGAUGAAUGUAAAGUUACACUGUUCACAAAGGUUUUGUCUCCCUUUCCACUGCUAUUAGUCAUGGUCACUCUCCCCAAAAUAUUAUAUUUUUUCUAUAAAAAAAAAAAUGGAAAAAAAUUACAAGUCAAUGGAAACUAUUAUAAGGCCGUUUCCUUUUCACAUUAGAUAAAUUACUAUAAAGACUCCUAAUAGCUUUUCCUGUUAAGGCAGACCCAGUAUGAAAUGGGGAUUAUAGCAACCAUUUUGGGGCUAUAUUUACAUGCUACUAAAUUUUUAUAAUAAGUGAAAAAAUUUUAACAUGUAUAAAAAAUUCUCAUAGGAAUUAAAUGUAGUCUCCCUGUGUCAGAUUGCUCUUUCAUAGUAUAACUUUAAAUCUUUUCUUCAACUUCAGUCUUUGAAGGUAGUUUUAAUUCUGCUUGUGACAUUAAAGAUUAUUUGGGCCAGUUAUAGCUUAGUAGGUGUUGAAGAGACCAAGGUUGCAUGGCCAGGCCCUGUGUGAACCUUUGAGCUUUCAUAGAGAGUUUCACAGCAUGGACUGUGUCCCCAUGGUCAUCCAGUGUUGUCAUGCAUUGGCUGGUCAAAAUGGGGCGGGACUAGGACAGUUUGGAUAGGUCAACAAGAUACAUUAUCACUCUGUGGUGGUCCUGCUGACAAAUCAAGAGCAUUGCUUUUGUGUUUUAAGAAAAUGAACUCUUUUUUAAAAAUUACUUUUAAAUAUUAACUCAAAAGUUGAGAUUUUGGGGUGGUGGUGUGCCAAGACAUUAAUUUUUUUUUCAAACAAUAAAGUGAAAAAGUUUCACAAUUUCUAGGUUUGGCUAGUUCUCUUAACACUGGUUAAAUUAGCAUUUCAUAAACACUUUUCAAGUCUGAUCCAUAUUUAAGAAUAAUGCUUUAAAAAUAUUAAUAAUCCUUUUGAUAAAUUUAAAAUGUUACUUAUUUUAAAAUAUAUGAAAUGAGAUGGCAUGGUGAGGUGAAAGUAUCACUGGACUAGGAAGAAGGUGACUUAGGUUCUAGAUAGUUGUCUUUUAGGACUCUGAUUUUGAGGACAUCAGUUACUAUCCAUUUCUUCAUGUUAAAAGAAGUCAUCUCAAACUCUUGGUUUUUUUACAACUAUGUGAUUUAUAUUCCGUUUACAUAAGGAUACACUUAUUUGUCAAGCUCAGCACAAUCUGUAACUUUUUAACCUAUGUUACACCAUUUUCAGUGCCAAUCUUGGGCAAAAUUGUGCAAGAGGUGAAGUUUAUAUUUGAAUAUCCAUUCUCCUUUUAGGACUCUCCUUCCAUGUUAGUGUCAUCUUGCCUGCCUACCUUCCACAUGCCCCAUGACUUGAUGCAGUUUUAAUACUUUAAUUCCCCUAACCGUAAGAUAUACUGCUGCUAUGGAUAUCUCCAUGAAGUUUCCCCAUUAAGUCACAUCAAAAUGCCCUACAUCUUACUUCCUCAGGGCUCGAGGAUCUGACAGAUACCAUAAUGGGAUUUGACCUAAUCACUAAUUUUCAGGUGGUGGCCAAUCCUUUGAAUAUCUCUUUGCUGCCCAAUCCAUUAGCGACAGUAGGAUUUUUCAAACCUGGUAUGAAUAGACAGAACCCUAUCCAGUGGAAGGAGAAUUUAAUAAAGAUAGUACUGAAAGAAUUCCUAAGGUAAUCUACAACUAGGACUACUUCUGGUAACAGUAAUACAUUCCAUUGUUUUAGUAGCCAGAAAUGCUUUUUUUUUUUUUUUUUUUUUUUUUUUUUGGUGUCAGGGUCUCACUCUGUCACCUAGGCUGGAAUUAGGCUGGAAUGCAGUGGCACCAUCUUGGCUCACUGCAACCUCCAUCUCCCAGGUUCAAGCGAUUCUCGUGCCUCAGCAUCCUGAGUAGCUGGGAUUACAGGCAUGUGCCACCACACUCGACUAAUUCUUGUAGUUUUAGGAGAGACAGGGUUUCACCCUAUUGGCCAGGCUGGUCUCGAACUCCUGACCUCAAGUGAUUCACCCGCCUUAGCCUCAUAAAGCUGUUUUGCAGAACUCAUUUAUUCAGCAAAUAUUUAUUGAGUGCCUACCAGAUGCCAGUCACUUCACAAGGCACUGGGUAUAUGGUAUCCCCAAACAAGAGACAUAAUCCCGGUCCUUAGUGCUAGCGUGGGCUGUAGCAUCUGAGUAAGGCCUUUAGCCUAUGGUCCAGAGAUAACACAAUGCGUAUUUUAGUUUUGCAAAGAGGGGUUUGGUCCCUGUGCCAGCUCUAUAAUUGUUUUGCUAUGAUUCCAGUGAAACUCUUUGAUCGAGCUACUUUAUGUAAAUCACUUCAUUGUUUAAAGGAAUAAACUUGAUUAUAUAUUUUUUUAAUUUGGCAUAACUGUGAUUCUAUUGAGACAGUUACUGUACACAUUAAGGUGUAUGUCAGAUAUUCAUAUUGAAAUUCCCAAAUGUGUAAUAUUCCAGUUUUCUCUGCAUAAAUAAUUAAAAUAUACUUAAAAAUUAAUAGUUUUAUCUGGGUACAAAUAAACAUGUGCCUGAACUAGUUCACAGACAAGGAAACUUCUAUGUAAAAAUCAGUAUGAUUUCUGAAUUGCUAUGCUAAACUCCAGAUAUUUGGAACAUUGUUUAGAUAGGGUGUUAAGACUUACACAGUACCUCUUGUUUCUACACAGAGAAAGAAAUGGCCAUCCUUCAGGAACUGCAGUGCUUAUGAGGGGAUAUUUAGGCCUCUUGAAUUUUUGAUGUAGAUGGGCAUUUUUUUAAGGUAGUGGUAAUUACCUUUAUGUGAACUUUGAAUGGUUUAACAAAAGAUUUGUUUUUGUAGAGAUUUUAAAGGGGGAGAAUUCUAGAAAUAAAUGUUAUCUAAUACCGCCUUAAAGAUAAAAAUCCUUGUUGAAGUUUUUUUUUUUUUUUUUUUUUAUAGCUAAAUUACAUAGUCUUAGGCAUUAACAUGUUUGUGGAAGAAUAUAGCACACACAUAUUGUAUCAUUUGAGUGAAUAUUCCCAGAUAGGCAUUCUAGGCUCUAUUUAACUGAGUCACACUGCAUAGGAAUUUAGAACCUAACUUUUAUAGGUUAUCAAAACUGUUGCCACCAUUGCACAAUUUUGUCCUAAUACAUACAUAGAAACUUUGUGGGGCAUGUUAAGUUACAGUUUGCACAAGUUCAUCUCAUUUUAUUCCAUUGCAUUUUUUUUUUCUUCUAUUUUUUCUUCAAACAGUAUAUAAUGUUAGGGGAUUUUUUUUAGACAGUAAAAACUGAAGAUUUCUAUUUGUCAAAAAGUAAUGAUUUCUUGAUAAUUAUGUAGUAAUGUUUUUUAGAACCCAGCAGUUAUUUAAUAACUUCUGUGUUAAUACUGGAUAGCAUGAAUUCUGCAUUGAGAAACUGAAUAGCAUACAACUGAUAGCUGUCUGUCAGAAAAUGAAAAUUUCUUUCUAAAGAUACUCACAUGAGUUCUUGAAGAAUAGUCAUAACUAGAUUAAGAUCUGUGUUUUAGUUUAAUAGUUUGAAGUGCCUGUUUGGGAUAAUGAUAGGUAAUUUAGAUGAAUUUAGGGGGAAAAAAAGUUAUCUGCAGAAAUGUUGAGGGCCCAUCUCUCCCCACCACACCCACAUAGAGCUAACUGGGUUAUAAUGUUUUAUACGAAAGUUUUCAAUUCCACUGUCUUGUGUUUUCAUGUUGAAAAUACUUUGCAUUUUUCCUUUGAGUGCCAAUUUCUUACUAGUACUAUUUCUUAAUGUAACAUGUUUACCUGGAAUGUAUUUUAACUAUUUUUGUAUAGUGUAAACUGAAACAUGCACAUUUUGUACAUUGUGCUUUCUUUUGUGGGACAUAUGCAGUGUGAUCCAGUUGUUUUCCAUCAUUUGGUUGCGCUGACCUAGGAAUGUUGGUCAUAUCAAACAUUAAAAAUGACCACUCUUUUAAUUGAAAUUAACUUUUAAAUGUUUAUAGGAGUAUGUGCUGUGAAGUGAUCUAAAAUUUGUAAUAUUUUUGUCAUGAACUGUACUACUCCUAAUUAUUGUAAUGUAAUAAAAAUAGUUACAGUGAC
This is a messenger RNA of Piliocolobus tephrosceles (Ugandan red Colobus), 5542 nucleotides long. It is a transcript of the gene KRAS, whose product is annotated as KRAS proto-oncogene, GTPase. Gene Ontology annotation, molecular function: GTPase activity; GTP binding. The coding region runs from base 338 to 907 and encodes 189 amino acids. NCBI's taxonomy places the organism in Eukaryota, Metazoa, Chordata, Mammalia, Primates, Cercopithecidae. Gene Ontology annotation, cellular component: membrane. Gene Ontology annotation, biological process: signal transduction. The transcript has 6 exons. The record is from RefSeq and is a predicted model, not a curated record.